AUGUCUGUUGCAACGGCAUACAGUGGGACCGCCUUCCAAGUUCGCUCUCUGUUUCGAUCCCUGCUGCGACAAUCAUCUCAGUUUUCUAACUACAAUUUCCGUGAAUAUGCACGCCGCAAGACGCGUGAUUCAUUCCGCGAGCACCAGAAUGUCGCGGAAGAGCGUCGGGUACAGGAGUUGAUUCAAAGUGGAUUGCAAGAUCUUCGUCUUUUAAAGAGACAAACAACCAUUAGCCAGUUUUAUCAGUUAGAUAAAUUGGUGGUUGAGGGCCAGAAGACUGGAAAAGAGAUUGGUACACACGGGGAUAUUGUCCGUCAGAAAGAGACUGGGUUGUUCCGGUCAUCGCGCUCUGGGCGUCAAUUUGACAGUAAUCGAAGCCGAACCGGUCAAGUUGACCACGAUAUUUUUGAGGGAUUGCCCGUUCGCCGCUGGUCACGUCAAGCACACACUCAUUCCCAAACUACCAAGAUCGAAGACUCAGAAUUUGCUGUGCAUGGUCCCGGUGGAACUGCAAGACUUCCUGAGCUAGCCAUGCCACGUGAUAGUCAGCUCCUGAAUGCAAGCAGUCGCGCUCUCCUGCGUGCCGCUCGCGCCGGGUGCAUUUACAUUCACCAGAGCACUCAUACCCCCGAAGAUGCUGAAAAGGAAGGUGGAGAUCUCGAUGACGGAACUUCUGGUGCUCAUUCAACAGACCACAGUUUCACGAGCCGGAAGUGGAUGGCCCUUCCGAAACACUUGGAACCGGCCGAGGUCGAAUUUUUGGCGAAGCGACGACCUGGCUUACCAUCUCUCUAUGGUGGUGCGACCGCUGCAGAUGGAUUGGGCUCCGGACCCGGCCCAAUGAGACGGACUAAGUUCAAAAAAACGGAUCCUCUAACGGGAAAGAUCUCCAUCUAUGAAGCUUGGGUGCCUGAGGGACAUCGCAUUGAGGGCGAAGUUACUGGCGACAUCCAGGCUAUUGCUGAACAGACUGAUGGGCCUGUCAAUUCUGAAAUGCCGGCCCCGGGAACUGUUGUGGAAGGGGUUGGGGUUGUCAAUUCGGAAGGGGUAGUUGUUGCGGAGGCUGGUUCUGCUUCUGUAAUGACACCGCCCAAACGACGACCACCUCCGCCUAAACGUAAGGGGAAGGGCAUUGGGAAGGGCAGGAAAAAGAAGGUCAUGUUUGCGCCAGGGGAGGGUGCUGAUGCUGCUAUCGUACAUGGCAGUCCUCGAGAUCCAAUUGGUACCGUCGAAGGCCAUCCAAAGGAAGACAAGGAUGUUUCGCAGACACCAAUUGACCAAGCAGGCCAAGAUGAAGACGAAGAUGAUGGUGACGACGGUGAUGACAGCGACGAGGGGGACGAAUCCAUGAUAGAUGCGAAGACGCCGGAAACACCGCAGGCUUCACACUUGACCGCGCCUAGAGACCACCUCACAGUUGAAAUCUCAACUGAUACAAAGGAUGUUGAGAUGGACGAUGCAGCCUCGGAGAUGCAAUCUCAAGUGGUAGAGCCUUCCGUGAAUAUACAAGAAGCACCUCCAGUAUCUUCAGGCAUACCUGCGGCGCCCAUAUUUGAGACAUCGCAGAACAAAGCCAAUGCUGCCACUUCCUCUGCUUUACUCUCUUAUGGUAAUGAAGUCACUGGUGGAGAAUCCGGGAUCAUCGAUGGCGGAAAAACCAGCGUGUCAACGGAUGAGUUGCCCAUGAAUUCGGGGCCUCUGGGUUCGCCAUACGAAGCAGGCGAGCCCAGAAUAUUUUCUGAAUCUGCCAGAGAUUUAUUGUCCCGCCAACAAUCUCCAGAUCCUAGGCCAUUUGCCCCGACUGACACAGAUACUGCUAUGGAAACAAUUCAGCUUGAAUCAACCCAGGCGAUGGACAAAGCCCCAACCUUUGAACCACAAGCAGAAUCUGGAAUUGCUGUUGAAGAGGUUGGUAACACAGACCUGAUGUCUGUGGAUAAGACAGCAGCGGUGACUGAUGAAAAUCAAAUGGACUUCUCAAGCACGCCAAAGCCGGUAUCAGAGUCCACUACUGCGAAUCAAACAGUUCAAUCCAGAAAUGCUGAUAGGUUCGCCGAAGACCACAACCCACUUUCAAUCGGGCCUCAAUAUAGCGAACCUACUACAACAUUCACGGCCCUGGAAAAGAAAACAGAAGCACUCAUGAUACCGGAAGCAGGUUCUCAAAUGAUAGAGUCUAAACAAGAAGUGAAUGAGGGAGAAGCUUCAGCAGGAUCCGAAAAAUAUGAACGAGUAGAGCGGGCAGAGGAGCUCACUACUGCCGACUCUCUCGCAGAACCUACUUCUAUGCUACCAACCGAACCGGAACAUCGGCCUGGAUUAAAUGAGGGCAUGGAAUCAUCAGAGCUGUCUACUCCCAGCACACCUACUGCUAGGCUAGUCUCUGAGGGAACAGCACCAGUCGCCACGAUUAGCAGUAGUGUGGCAGGUGCUUUGAGACAAGAGCCCGCAAUUCCCAAGACAAUUGAACUUUGGGAUCAAAAAUCUUCUGCCGCAGCCGAAAUGGUACCAGCAGAAGGCCGGGCGCCUACAGAAGAGCAAGAAAGUACCAACUUAGCCUAA
Penicillium malachiteum is the source of this 2562-nucleotide messenger RNA. RefSeq lists its product as uncharacterized. The record is from RefSeq and is a predicted model, not a curated record. Gene Ontology annotation, cellular component: mitochondrion; L-cysteine desulfurase complex. Lineage: Eukaryota; Fungi; Ascomycota; Eurotiomycetes; Eurotiales; Aspergillaceae. The transcript has 5 exons. The coding region runs from base 1 to 2562 and encodes 853 amino acids. Gene Ontology annotation, biological process: iron-sulfur cluster assembly.